This is a messenger RNA of Aphanomyces astaci, 582 nucleotides long. RefSeq lists its product as hypothetical. Gene Ontology annotation, cellular component: nucleus. Gene Ontology annotation, molecular function: DNA binding. The record is from RefSeq and is a predicted model, not a curated record. NCBI's taxonomy places the organism in Eukaryota, Oomycota, Saprolegniomycetes, Saprolegniales, Verrucalvaceae. The transcript has a single exon. The coding region runs from base 1 to 582 and encodes 193 amino acids.
AUGUCCACCCUCAACGCUCCUCGGAAGCGCGGCGAAGGAAAACGAAACACGGACACGGAGCGCCUCCAAAUACUCGGUCUGUUUUCUGCUCCGGACUUCGCAAACACGGCGCCUUCCAAUCGACGGGUCGCGAAGCAGUACGGCGUCAGCGAGUCCGCCAUUCGAGCACUACGUCUCAAGGAAGCCAAGAUCAUUGAACGAACCAAUGGCAAGUCUAAGGCCCAACUCGACCGCACACGACGGUACGCAAUGGCGGCGUUCCCCGAGCUCGAAACCCAGCUCCAUGCGUGGCUCAUGAACAUGCGUCGCCAAAAAGUGUCAAUUCCACCAAAUGUUGUACGGCACAAAGCCAAGUCAAUCGCCAAUUCGUUCGACCCACCCCUCCAAUUCGAAGCUUCGCCUGGUUGGCUCGAAAACUAUCGCCGGAGGAGCUCAGUUGGUAUCACCAUCUUACACGGGGAAGGCGGAGAAGUGGACAAAGAAGACCUGGAGCUUCUUGCUGGCCUUGCUGUGCUCUCAAACAUCGUAGCCACGUACCCUGAGCACUGCGUCUACAACUUGGACGAGACGGGACUUUUUUAG